AUGGCAACUGGGGAAGAGCCGAGACUUUUUGAUCAUUGUUGCAUAUGUAUUGUGUGCUCCAUAGACCUCUCAAGAGAAGCUGCAGAACAGCUCGCGACAACCCUUGAAGAGAAUGGCGGCGAGCCGCUUAUCGUUCAACCCGGUGCUGAGGUCCCGGAUAUCGCCAAGUUCAGCCAUUUGAUCUCUACGACAAUUGAUUUCGAAGCCUACGAUACUUCCUGCGAUGCGUUGAUCCCGGUGGUAAAGCCACAGUGGGUGAACACCUCAUUGUCAAAGAGGAAAUUAGUCAACCCUCGCCAAUACAGCCCAGACCCACGCCUGUUCUUGAAUGAUGUGGUCGUCACCUGCGGCGACAUACCAGAGGGCGACAAGGAUGCAAUCAUUGGCGGUGUGAUUGCGAAGGGUGGAUUGUACUCCCCUAGAGUAUCUCAAAUGGUUACCCACCUGGUCGAUCUAACGGCCGAUUCUGAUAAAGCCCGCGUGAUCCAAGCAAAGAAAAUGAAGGUCAAAAUUGUGCUACCACAUUGGUUUGAUGACUGCCUGAAACUCGGCCGGCGUAUUGACGAGCGUCCAUACACACUUCCAGAUGCGGAAAUUUUGCGUGCAGGCCCCGAUGCCCCAAUUCGAUCCCGAGAAAAUAAAGAUUUGGUUGGCGCGUCGACGACAGAUCCGACCAAAUUGCCUACACCACAUGGCACGGAUGAACGGAGUGUUUUCCAGGGGAAAAAUAUCAUGCUUUCUCCUGAUCUCGGCAUUGGCUCGCAUCUGCAGGAGUCCAUCCAAGCUUUUCUUGAGCAAGGCGGCGCCAAAAUAACCCCAACAAUCGAUAGUGCAGACAUGCUGAUCUGUCGUUACCGAGAGGGAUUUGCAUACCGUACGGCGUCACGAUUAAACAUAGACGUUGGAAAUCUUGCAUGGCUCUAUCGCCUGAUGACCUUCAACACAUACACAUCGCCCCUCAGGCGACUACUCCACUACCCAGUCUCUCGCACAGGGAUUCCUGGAUUUGAAGGAUUAAAAAUCAGUUUGUCUAACUAUGUUGGUGAAGCAAGAAUCUACUUGGAAAACUUGAUCGCAGCAGCAGGUGCAGAAUGCACAAAAACCUUGAAGCAGGAGAACACCCAUUUGAUCACGGCCCACGGAAACAGCGAGAAAUGCAACGCUGCGAAGGAAUGGGGUCUCGAAGUCGUGAACCACCUAUGGCUGGAGGAUAGUUACGCGAAAUGGAAAAUGAUGCCGGCCUCGGACCCGCGCUACAGCCACUUCCCGCUGCGAACCAAUCUUGGAGAAGUCGCGGGCCAGACACAGCUCGACCGCAACGUUUUGGAACAAGUGUUCUUCGCCUCUGAAAACACGGCUGUGCCUAGCCCACGUCGCGCAAUGAAUAACAAGCACCGGAACACGGCAUCCGUGCAGCUCCCCGCCGAAAAGAAACGGAAGAUUGACGAGGAAGGUGCGAAGCCUUCGCAUGGUACCCCACAAGGAAAUGGUAAGUCGAGCCUGCCUCUUCAGACCCCUGUGCGGUCUCGGCUUUUGCCUGAGGGCAAAGAAAACGAAACCCCGUCAUCUACCAGCAGUCGCAAAUCAAAAGAGGCAGCAACCGCGCGACUCCAUGAGUAUGCUCCCGACCUUGCCUUGUACGAAAAAGAAAGGAAGCGUGUGGGUGGCGUUAUCUAUGGUGGUAGACGCAAGUCAGACGAAGGCCGGGUUCAGGAGAAGAAGAAGAAGCAAGCCUCAGUUGAGGCUGAAGACGAGAGCAAUGCCGAACAGACAGUGGAAACCAAACGACAGAAAAAGUCUCGGCCACCGAUUGCCAUGCAUUUGCUGAUUACGGGCUAUCAGAAGUGGGUAGGAAAGGGCAACGAGAGGAAAGAGGAUGCGGACAAGCGAGCACUUCGGGAGAUCGGUAUUAUGGUUGUCCAAGAUGCCCGGCGAUGCACUCAUUUGGCUGCGCCUUCAAUUCUGCGAACUACAAAGUUCGUCAAUGCUCUAGCGUACGCACCAAUGAUUGUGAGCACGGAAUUCAUCACUUCUUGCCUAAAGAAUGAUGAGCUACUCAAUCCCUUGGAUUUCCCUCUGGAGGACAAAGAGGCCGAAAAGAAGUACAAUUUCGACCUUUCUUCCGUUACAGAAAACGCGAAGAAAAACAAAAACAAGAUGUUGCAAGGGUAUCGUAUCUAUUGCGUUGAAGAUGUUCGAGGUGGGUUCGAUGCAUUCAAGUCAAUCGUUGAAGCAAAUGGCGGGGAGUGCAUGCUCUUCCGCGGCCGUCUGGCCCUGGCGAGCAGCUCUCGGCGGGAGGAGAGUGACGACGAAGAAAUCGAACCAGAAGAUGAUCACCCCGCACGGCAUGAGGUCUUCCUUCUCAGCAGUGCCACAACCAAGCACAGUCGAGUCUGGUCACGAUUUCGUCAAGUGGCACUGGAUAUUCAGAAGACUCCGCGCAUCGUUCGCGUUGACUGGCUCCUCGACAUGGCCAUGUCCCAAUCCACACGUGCCGCCGACGAGUACGAGUUGACCGAUGAGAUGGUUGAAGACAUGGAGGAGUAA
This is a messenger RNA of Penicillium soppii, 2547 nucleotides long. RefSeq lists its product as uncharacterized. The record is from RefSeq and is a predicted model, not a curated record. Bases 1 to 2547 code for a protein of 848 amino acids. The transcript is spliced from 4 exons. Lineage: Eukaryota; Fungi; Ascomycota; Eurotiomycetes; Eurotiales; Aspergillaceae. Gene Ontology annotation, cellular component: Cul8-RING ubiquitin ligase complex; nucleus. Gene Ontology annotation, biological process: DNA double-strand break attachment to nuclear envelope; double-strand break repair.